Molecule: messenger RNA, 4560 nt
Organism: Amphiprion ocellaris (clown anemonefish)
Lineage: Eukaryota; Metazoa; Chordata; Actinopteri; Pomacentridae
Gene: rbm6
Product: RNA-binding protein 6
Exons: 23
Coding region: 129-4097 (1322 amino acids)
Biological process (GO): mRNA splicing, via spliceosome
Cellular component (GO): nucleus
Molecular function (GO): RNA binding
Source: RefSeq, a predicted model, not a curated record
AGAAGAAGAAGGUUCGUCUCCAUUUUUUACAUCACUUCGUUGGAUCCAUCUACGGUUUGGCCGAAAAACCUCCGCAAAAUCAACCUUGAGCCCAAAUAGCAAAAAAGAUAGGAUACUGACUUGCAAGCAUGUGGGAUGGACCAGGGCCAGGGCAAGGACCACGGGGAGGACCACCCUUUCGUGGUGAUCACCGUGGAGAAAUGUUUGGGGGCAGAGAUCACCCCAUGCCAGAUUACAGAGGUAGAGAUGGGAUGAACAUGGGCCCAAUGGGUCACAUGGGCCCAAGACCUAUAGAUAUACCACCCAUGGACAUAAGGAGGAUGGAUGGGCCUUCCAUGAGGGGGCGAGAUAUGGACCCACGUGAUAUGCGAGGAAGAGAGCCAAACAGAGAUUUCUUCAGACCUGGAGAUGAGCCUGACUUCAGUCUUAGAAGACACUAUGAAGUUUCCAUUAGAGACAAACUUAUGAAUUCUUCUGGUUUCUCAGGGCCAGGCAGGAAUUCAGUAGACAUGGGAGGGAGGGGUAUGCCAGCACGGGAACCAAACAACAGAUUUAUGGACAUGAGAGACAGAGAGUCAUUUAAUUACGACAUGCCACAGUUCAACAGUCCUAAUAUUGAUGGAAGACGAGGGUUUCCCAUGGACCGAAUGGAGCGAAAUGAUGAAUUUCGGGACACGCAUGACAGGCCCCAAAUGAGCAUUGGUGACUCCAACCGCUUUGAUAUGGACUUGCCUCCACGUGAAAGGAGAAUGAUGGACACUGAUAGAAGGGGGGGGCCACCUUUUAAUCCAAGAGGUGGGUUUGAUUCUGAUAUGGAUUUCAGAAAUCGCCCUGGACCAUCGGGUGAAUUUAGAGGUAGAGAUCGAUCUCCUUUAAAAUUUGGCAACAGUGAUGUCCCUGCAGUUGACAGGGUGAGACCAGACAUGUCAUCAGAUAUUCCUCAGAGGACAGAGUUUAUGGGCACAAGAGAUGGUGCUGGUAAGAGAGAGUAUCAAGAUUCAAGCGGCAGCCCACUCAUGGAUUAUCGGAGUGGUGAAGAGAUGACACUCGCAGAAGAGUGGAAGAACCGUCGGAAGGACAAGAAUCCUUUCUACAACAUGGGUAAAGGUAUGGGAGGUGCGCCUGAACCAAGUUUUCCCGUAGGUUUUGGACGAGAUACAAAUGUUAGGGAUCCACCACCUUUUCAGGAGAGGGAUAAGUCUCCUAUUGACUUUCCAGGGAAAGAUGUUGGCUUUCACCGUGGUGACCACUUUCCUGCUAUGGGUCUACCACCAAUUGGCAGCAAAGGGUCACGAGACCAUCCCCUCCCAGAAAUGGUUCCCUUAACUGGCCCUCUUGGUAGAGAAAAUGAGGGUAAACACUGGCUUGGAGAAAGGGACCCGAAGCAUAUUCAGAAAAAAUCAAAUCAUGAUGAAAGGCUCCCUUACAAUCAAGAGAAGAAUCAGCCCUCCCAAGAGAUUCAGGAGCCAAAUGAUUGCUUUAAACAAAUGAAAGAUAUGCCACACAGUGAAGGACCUGGCAGGGGUAAGCUUGGAACAGAACAUGAUUUCCAAAGUAACAGCACGGUACAGGCAAGAGACCAAGACUACAGGGACAUUGAUUAUAGAACGGGGUCCGGUAGGGUGUUUGAAUACAAACACGAAGAACUUCAUGCACCAGAGAAACUCCUCAAAGAGUCGAAACCCAUCACAGCUUCAAAGUUUAGUGAUUCUGGUUCUCAGGAUCAAGAUUACAGGAAUGCAUCAGUGGAAGACAAAGUCUCCAAUAUUAUAUCCGUAACUGGUAUUCCAAAGACUGCCACAAUGGAGCAGAUUCUUGGUGCCUUCGCAGUCCGUGAUGGUGUGCCAAUGCAGGGGAUGAAAAUCAAAAAUGUUGUGCCAGGUUACAGCUACGAUAUGGCCUAUGUGGAGUUUUUAAACCUCGAGGAUGCAGUCCACUUCAUGGAGUCCAACAAGGGAUCCCUAAAGGUUGGCACUAGAACAACUUGCAUGACGUAUAUCCAGCCAGACGACUGUGAAAGAGGUGUUCAUGAAUCAGAUCACAAAGUACCUCAACUCAAGGAGCCCCAGUUGUCCAGAUCAGAUCAACCUUUAGAAGAGUUGAAGACAAACAUGAAUGGCUCUAAGCCAAAAGGUCCUAUGGAGUCGGUGCCCCACAGCCAGUGGCAGCGUAACUCUGACCUGACUCCAGAGGCCUGGCAGCAGCAGGUGGACCAGCAGCUCCAGCAGCAAGAAAUGGAACAACAGGCAGAGUCUUGGAACAACCGCAACCCUCCUCAUCACAGUUCACAUCAAUCCGACUCUGUAUUCAGAGACAGCAAAACCAUGAUAAUAAAGAAUGUGAAGCCUACCACCACAGUAGAGACUAUCCUGAAAGCCUUGGAUCCCUUUGCAUAUCUGGAUGAGAGGAACGUUCGCCUAGUGAAGGCCAAGCCGCCUGGAGCAAAGUGCUUCUGCUUUGUUGACAUGGAUUCCCAUGAGCAAGUGACACGUCUGGUUGAGCUCCUCACUAAACCCAGGCCCCUUUACAUUGAUGGAGUCAGAGUUUAUGCUGAGGUUGCCAAACCUCUGAAAAACCAAAAUUUCAGAAGAGAUUUUGAUAAACCAAACACUUCUAUCCUUGGUUUUCCACCUGACACCAGCAUAGUGGGGCAGUCCCCGCAGUACUUGCCACCUGUGCAGCCACCUGCUGGUGCUCCUCCAGGGAUUCAAGGUGAUUUAAUGGCUGGCAGCACUAAUCCUGCUCUGUCAUCAGACCCCAGCAUUAACCAGGGAGCUGGCUAUGUUGAAACUCCACCUGUGGAUCCGUCGUACCAGGGUGUUACACCUCACAUGCCCCCAGAAUUAGCUGGGAUGACUGCCACCACAGAGGGAUCACAGGCCUACGUUUAUGGCUCUGAUAAUCCAGACACGACCAACUACCUGUACGAUGCCACGUCAGGCUUCUAUUACGAUCCAGAGACGACGCUGUACUACGAUCCUAACUCUAGGUAUUUCUACAACGCUCAAACCCAGGAGUACAUGUACUGGGAUGCUGUGUCGAAGACCUACAUCCCAGUUCCAGGAGGUAGCCCUGCAGAAACCCAACCCAUGGCCAUGACUGCUGAAGACCAGGCCAUUCUUUCCAACCCAGCAGCAGAUGCUCCUCUAGAAAUGAAGAAGCCGGUGCCACCCCAGGCUUCUACAGCUCCUUCAGCAGUCCCUGUUCCGGCUGUUGGCCCCCCUUCGGAGCUUGCCACAACAUCUAUAGCGGCUCCUGACAAAAGGGAAGAUGACGACUCCGCUAAAAAGGACAAAGAGAAGGACGAGAAGCCGAGAAGUCUUGCUGCCGUUAAGAUCAUGAAAGAUAUGGAGCGGUGGGCAAAGAUCCAGAAUCGUCAAAAGGAAAGCGUCCGUGCUCCAUCUCCAGUGCUGAAGACUGGAAUGGAUGACGAUAAGAGGCAGUCGAAGUCAGCUGAUGCUGGUUUUGCCAUUUUUGAGAGGAAGAUCUCUGGUGGAGAUGAUCUUUUUAAGAAGCCUCUUGCUCCCCCUAAGAAAGAUGAAAAAUCAAAGCGUCCGAUGGGCUCCCUGGGUCUGCUGGCAUCAGACUAUGCAGCUGGAAGCGAUGAAGAGGUGGAAGAAGAUAAGGAUGAGGCAGCUAAAAGCAUUCAGGGCAACCAGCCAGAAGACAAGGACGACAAACUGACGGACUGGAAGAAGAUGGCUUGUCUUCUGUGUAGGAGACAGUUCCCCAACAAGGAUGCUCUAAUCCGCCACCAGCAGCUGUCUGACCUGCACAAACAAAAUAUGGAGAUCCACCUCAAGAUCAAGAGGUCAAAGAAGGAAUUAGAGGCGUUGGAGAACCAGGAAAAAGAACUGAAUGCCAGAGAGGCUUCUAGAUCACCAGAACAGAAAAGAAGAAAACACCACCAACAGCCGCAGCAUCAUAAUGCCUGGGCAGGAAGCUCCAGGGACGUGAACAAAGGCAGUGACAGGCCUGGUUUAGGGGCUGAAUCUGUGCCGCAGAGAAAGAAGAAAGAGCCAGUCGUUUGGGACAAUACCACCUACAAACAAGCAGUGCGCAAGGCCAUGUUUGCACGGUUCAAGGAACUUGAGUGAUCUCAUCUGAACACACCUCACUUUGAUAUGUGAAAUCUUAAUGACAUGCUUGCUCACCUUGGCAUGAGAAAAUCCUUUUGACUGCCAUGGACAUUAUUACUGUGUAGAGCAACAGUUUUCUACACUGUGACAAAGGGACAAAUUAUGUGGCCUGAACACCACAUGACAAGGCUACAGUGGAACUAAAGUGUCGAAAACGAGAAUUAUUUGACGUCCUCAACGAUGGAUUUUAAAUGGAAAGAGUUAUAUCAUCCUGUUGAUUUGAGUAUUUUUGCCCAUGUUUUUUGUGUGGCCUGUAUGUACAAUUUGUGAAACGUGACCAGACUGUCUUUUUUUUUCCUUAAAUGAUUCUGUCAUGCUGGCCACAGAUACAUUUUAUUUUAAAACUGAUUGAUUUAUACAUUUUCAUGUGUUGAACUUGCAAUAUUUUGUGCACAUUUUAAGUAAAAAAAAAAAAAACCCA